This is a messenger RNA of Poeciliopsis prolifica (blackstripe livebearer), 11774 nucleotides long. RefSeq names its product intermembrane lipid transfer protein VPS13C-like. Lineage: Eukaryota; Metazoa; Chordata; Actinopteri; Cyprinodontiformes; Poeciliidae. Gene Ontology annotation, cellular component: extrinsic component of membrane. Gene Ontology annotation, biological process: protein targeting to vacuole; mitochondrion organization; protein retention in Golgi apparatus. The record is from RefSeq and is a predicted model, not a curated record.
CAGCCAACACCUGCAGGCAGCGCCUGUAGAUCCCAGAUCGAGUCGAUCCAGAUCGAGUCGAUCCUCGCAGCCCGGAAGUCAGGCGCAGGAUCCCUCGGCGGGUCUCAGCAGCUUCCAGCCAUGGUGUUCGAGUCUCUGGUCAGCGACCUGCUCAACAGGUUCAUCGGGGAUUAUGUGGAGAACCUGGAGUCCCAGCUGAAGAUCGGGAUCUGGGAGGCGAGAAAUGUCGUUCUGGAGAACCUGAGGGUGAAGGAAAACGCUCUGAGUGAGUUUGAUGUUCCCUUCAAAGUAAAAGCUGGACAGAUUGGCAAGCUGACGUUGAAGAUCCCCUGGAAGAACCUGUACGGCGACGCGGUGGUGGCCACGCUGGAUGGUCUCUACCUGCUGGUCGUUCCUGGAGCCACGAUAAAAUACGAUGCAGAGAAGGAGGAGCGCUACCAGCAGGAGGCGAAGCAGAAGGAGCUGCAGCGCAUCGAGGAGGCGCUGCAGAGCGCGACACGAAGAGCGUCUCAGAGCGGAGAUCUGCUGUUCGGUCUGGAGAGCGUUGUUUACAAGGAGCAGCUCAAUGUCCCAAAAGGACGUAAAAAAAACAAAAAGCACAAAAAAGUUCUAAAGAAACUGAAGCGACAGGAACAAAAAGCAGAUAAAUCUCAAGAAGACAAGAAGGACACGUUCAUGGAGAAACUCGCCACUCAGGUGAUCAAGAACCUGCAGGUGAAGAUCAGCAGCAUCCACCUGCGCUAUGAGGAUGACCUGUCAGAUCCACAGCGCCCCCUAUCGAUGGGAGUAACACUAUCAGAGCUCAGCCUGCAGACCACUGAUGAGAACUGGAAGCUGUGCAUUCUGAAUGAAGCUGCAAAGAUCAUCUAUAAGCUGGGCCGUCUGGAGAGUCUCUGCGCCUACUGGAACGUCAACAGUCCCAUGUACUACCAGAACUCUUGGCAGGACCUUGUGGACCGGUUGAGGUCAGAGAUCAGGAGCAAAGACCAGCAACUGCCUCACUAUCAGGACAUCUUCAAGCCGAUCUUCGCUUCGGCUAAAAUGUGCAUCAACCCGAAUGCAGAGGCAGACCUGAAGUCUCCGAAGGUAAAGCUGCAGCUGGAGGUCCAGAGCAUUGGCAUCGAGAUGACCAAACCUCAGUACCUGAGCAUGGUGGAGGUACUGGAGUCCAUUGAUCUAAUGGCAAAGAGCACCCUUUACAGGAAGUUCAGGCCAGAUGUUCCUGUCAGUAAGAACGCUAAAGUCUGGUGGAAAUACGCUUUCAACAGCAUCAUGGAGGUCCACAUUCGACGCCUCAGCCACAUGUGGUCCUGGUCCAAGAUUCAGCAGCACCGGGAGAGCCUUAAGGUCUACAAGGCUGCCUACAAGAGCAAGCUGCUGAGCCAGAACAAGCCAGCGCCAGACACUGAGAAGCAGAUCCAGGACCUGGAGAAAAUCCUGGACGUGUUCAACAUCACUCUGGCCCGUCAGCAAGCCCAGAUGGAGGUGGUCCGGUCGGGCCAGAAGCUGGCUGGGAAGAAAGCCGGAGGCCAGAAACAAGGAGGAGGCUUUUUCAGUGGCUGGUUUGGGAAAAAGGCUAAGAAGGAGGAGCAGGAGGAAGACAAGGAGCCUGAGACUUCGGGUUUGGACCAGCUGAUGACAGCAGAAGAGAAGGAAAAACUCUACACAGCUAUUGGCUACAGCGGCAGCUCACACAACCUGGCUUUACCCAAACAGUACGUCGGUGCCAUUAUCACCUUCCAGCUGCUCAAAACAUCAGUGACCAUCAGAGAGCAGCGCGACGUCCCGGAGAUCCUCAACAUCCAGAUGGUCAACCUGAGCACCAAGAUAUCCCAGAGACCCGGCGCGCAGGCGGUCAGGGUGGAGGUGGCGCUGGAGCACUGGUACGUCACAGGGCUGCAGCAGCGGGGCGCUGUCCCCUCACUCAUCGCCUCCGUGGGCGAUUCUUCAUCAUCGCUUCUCAACGUGGUGUUUGAGUUGAACCCUGAGGAGAGUUCUGGAGACCAGCUGCUGAAGAUCCACUCCCAGCCAGUGGAGAUCAUCUACGACGCGGUGACUGUCAACAGCAUGGUGGACUUCUUCAAGACGGGGAAAGGCGUAGACCUGGAGGUCCUGACGUCGGCCACGCUGUCCAAACUGGAGGAGAUCAAAGAGAAGACCGCUGCAGGUUUGUCUCACAUCAUUGAAACGCGGAAGGUCCUGGAUCUGAAGAUCGACCUGAAGCCGUCCUACCUGAUCGUACCAAAGUCCGGCUUUUACAGCAGCGAGUCAGACCUGCUGAUUGUGGACUUUGGUAGCUUCCAGCUGUACAGCGUGGACCAGGGCAGUCGGGGUUCAUCGUCCUCCUCGUCUCUGGAGGAGAUCAUGGAUCGAGCCUACGAGCGGUACGACGUGGGGCUGAGGAAGGUCCAGCUGCUCUACAGCAAGUCAGGAGAGGCUUGGAAGACGGCGCGGCUGCAGAGUUCCUCGGCGCAGCACGUCCUGCGGCCCAUGGACCUCACGCUCCACCUGGCCAAGUGCAUGGUGGAAAAGGACGUCCGCAUGCCCAGGUUCAAGGUGUCUGGCGAGCUGCCGCUCAUGCAUGUCAGAAUCUCAGACCGGAAGAUCCAGAACGUCCUGGAUCUGGUGGAGAGCGUCCCGCUGCCCACGGCCGGCUCUGCUCCUCCCACCCCCGCUGAGAAGGUGUUGCCGUUGGCUGUGACGCAUCCUCUGGCUCAGAGUCUCGGCCCCUCCUUCUUGGACGCCUUCGACACAGACUCUGAAGAAGACGGCGGUGAGAAGCUGACGGAUCUCCAGCGGUCGGCUGAGGAAGAACUCGUCAACGUUCACUUCAAUUUCGAGCUCAGAGAGGUUCUGCUGGAGCUGACCCGGCAGGAGGACCAGGAGAAGACGGUUCUGUCCUUCAAUGUGUCCCAGCUCGGAGCUGAGGGGAAAAUGCGAAGCUUGGAUCGGAGCGUCACCGCGUACCUGCGGCGCUUUGCCGUUGACUACCGUGACGUUCCAGGGGGCAGCGCUCCGCUCCACCUCAUCAGCUCCUCCCAACAGCAGGACUCCAACCUGCUGAAGGUGGAGUUCAUCAAGGUCGACCCCAAUGGUCCCAGUUUCCAGUCUCUGUUCAACAACACGGAGCAGACGCUGAAGGUGGAAGUUUCCUCUCUGGACUUCCUGCUUCAUACCAAAGCUCUGCUCGCGACCAUUAGCUACCUGAACAGCGCUGUGCCACCGCGGCUCAGCGCCAUGCGGGACCAGGACGCUGAGAAACAGGUCCAGAAGACACAGCAGAGUCGGACAGAGUCUAAAGGCAGUAAAGAUGGCGGCAGCAUCUUCAGCUUCAGGCUCUUCGCCAUGUUGGGCUGCUUCCAUGUUGAGGUGUGCGAUGACCAUGGCAGCAUCGCUGACAUCAGAGUCAAGGGUGUCGACGCCUCGGUGUUUGUGCAGGCGAAGGAGACAGAAGUGUUCGCCCGCCUCAGAGACAUCGUGGUGAUGGACGCCAACCCCAAGACCGUCCACAGGAAGGCCGUGUCCAUCGUAGGCGAGGAGGUGUUCAACUUCAAGCUGUCCUUGUUUCCGGGGGCAACGCAGGGGGACGGAUACAGAGAUAUGUCAAAGGUGGACGGGAAGGUGACCUUGAGUCUGGGCUGCAUCCAGAUCAUCUACCUGCACAAGUUCCUUUUGUCCUUACAGGCUUCCUUUAGCUUUCAGUACCCGUCAGCUGAUGAGAUGUUCAUUGACAACUUUCAGACGGCUAAAGACGCUCUGAGUGCCGCCACUUCUCAGGCCGCAGAGAGAGCUGCGUCCAGCGUCCGAGACUUCGCUCAGAAGAGUUUCCGUCUGUCCACGGACAUCAGGCUGAAGGCUCCCCUCAUCAUUGUCCCUCAGUCCUCCACCUCCCAGAAUGCCCUGGUGGUGGAUCUGGGGCUGAUCACGGUGGACAACAGCUUUGCUCUGCGGCCAAGUGAAGGGUUACCUCUGCCGGCCGUGAUGGAGAAGAUGGACAUAAAGCUGACGCAGCUGAAACUCUGCAGAAAAACGCCGGAGCUCGACUUUCCUCCCAAAGACAUCGAGAUCCUUCAGCCGAUCAACGUGGAGCUGCUGGUCACCAGAAACCUGGCUGCUUCCUGGCUGACGGAGAUCCCUGCCGUCCAGGUGCAGGGCGUCCUGCGCUCCCUCAGAGUGAGUCUGGGGGAAGAGGAGCUGGGCGUGCUGAUGAAGAUCCUGGUGGAGAACAUCGGAGAGGGAAGUAAAGACUCCGGCGCUGACGUCAUAUCGGCAGCAACCGUAGGGAAGGCGGAGCUUAGCGGACAGCCAGAGGCGGAGCCACGGCGGUCUGACGGUCAGACGGCCUCGGCCAGUGAAGGACCGGCUGCAGACGACGUCGUCAAAGUUCUGGUCGACUUUGAAGUAAAAGAGGUGUUGCUGUCCCUCAAGAAGCGCCUUGACCAGCAGGAGGCGCCGUUCCUGGUGUUCCAACUCGACCAGCUGGGAAUCCACACCAAGGUCCGCAGGUUCGACCUGUGCGCCACCACCUACAUUAGACAGGUUUCCAUGAAGAGCCUGGAGUUCAAAGACGCCGACGGCAACCCGCUGUGUCUCGUCAGCUCCUCGGCUGAGUCCGGCGCCGAGCUGCUCAAGGUGGAGUUCUGCAAGGCAGACCGCACCGGACCAGAGUUCUGCUCCGUCUACAAGAACACGGAGCAAACGAUCCAGGUGAUGUUCUCGUCUCUGGACAUCCUGCUCCACACCCAGGCUCUCCUGUCGGCCGCCAACUUCUUGUCCAUGUCUCUGUCAUCGUCCAGCAGCGUGCCGCCUGCAGAGAAGAACGUCCGGCUGAAGACGGAAGACAAGAUGGCGACUUCCCGGUCUGGGGUCCUGGUCUCGCCCGCAGACCCGGAGGUGCUGGACCUGAAGGCGACCAUGACGCUGGGAGCCUUCAACAUCCUGGUCUGCGACCUGACCUCCAACAUGGCUGACAUCAGAAUCACAGGAUUGGACAGCUCGCUGCUGAGACGAGGCGAUCAGACCCAGAUAUCGGCCCGGCUGCGGGACGUGGUCGUCCUGAACGUAGAUCCCAGGUCCGUCCACAAGGAGGCUGUCUCCAUCGUGGGAGACGAGGUGUUCAGCUUCAGCAUGAGUCUGACUCCCAACGCCACCGAAGGCGCCGGCUACGCCGACACCUCUAAGGCGGACGGCCAGGUGAAGCUGAGGGUGGGGUGCAUCCGGGUGGUCUACCUGCACAGGUUCAUCAUGUCUCUGCUGAACUUCAGCAACAACUUCCAGGCAGCAAAAGAGGCGCUGAGUUCAGCGACGGCGCAGGCUGCAGAGAAAGCUGCGUCCAGCGUCUUGGCUCAGAGGACGUUCCGUCUGUCCUUGGACAUCCGGGUGAAGGCUCCCCUCAUCAAUCCCCAGUCCUCCACUUCCCAUAAUGCACUUGUGAUGGUGGGUCUCAUUACGGUGGGGAACAGUUUCUCUGUGCUGCCGGCAGGAGAGCGCCCCCUGCCUGCUGUCGUCGACAACAUGGCUGUGCAGCUGUCUGAGCUGCACCUGUCCAGGACCUGGUUGGACUCCAUGUCCGAGAAGCCGAGCGUGGAGCUGCUGAGGCCGGUGAACCUGCAGCUCAGCAUCAGGAGGAACCUGGCGGCGUCCUGGUACCACAAGAUGGCCGCCGUGGAGCUGGACGGAGACCUGAGGCCCAUGGAGCUGGAGCUCAGCCAGGACGACCUCAGGGUCACGCUACAGAUCCUGUCGGAGAACCUGGCAGAAGCCGGCGGUUCGGAUGGCGGCGCCGCCCCAAAGGAUGUCCGCCUGCAGGUCCCAGCGACCGCGGCGCCCCCUUCAGGUGAGCCAGCUGGGAGAGGACAGCAAGGUGAGGAUGAUGCUGUGGAGACUCUCAAGUUUUCCUUCAACAUCCAGUCUCUGGGUCUGGUUCUGUAUCACGACGACCCGAAACAGGUGACCGCGGGCCUUGGCCACCAGGAGAACCUCAGACUGGGCCAGCUGGUUCUGAGUCUGAUGACGGCUUCAGGACGGGUCAGGUCCAACGGCAGCAUGGAGGUGAACACGGUUCUGACGGCGUGCACUCUGGAUGACCUGCGGGCCGGACUGAACCGGGUCACGUCACGGAUGGUGGGACAGAGGGACGAGGGCGUCUCCCAGGCCAUGGUGGACGUGACGCUCCGCCAGGGUCCAGUAGAGCGAGAGCUGGUGGCCGUCCUGCAGAAGCUCUAUCUGUGUGCCAGCGUGGAGUUCCUCACGGCAGUCGCAGAUUUCUUCCUGCAGGCUCUGCCUCCGAGUCCAGCUGCAGCCGUCCCCGCCGCCCCGAGCAACAAGCUGCCACUGAAGCAGAUCUCAGAACCACGGAGCGAAACCAAACCCGCCGCGGCGCUGACGACCCGGCUGCGGGCCGUCGUGGUGGACCCGGAGGUGGUGUUUGUGGCCGACCUGAUGAAGGCGGACGCGCCGGCGCUCGUCGCCUCAUUUCAGGGCGAUUUCAACCUGCUGGCGGAGGCGGACGGAACGCGCAGCGUGAGGGCCAACCUGAGGGAACUGAAGGUUCUGGCCGGCCCGUUCAUUCAGAGCAAGGAGAACGGAGCCGUGACCACCGUGCUGCGGCCCUGCUCUGUCACACUGGAAACCAGAACCAGUCGGACCCGGCCGGCCAGCGGCUCGGUGACGGUGGAGGAAGUCAUCGUUAAGAUCUCUCCGGUCAUCCUCAACACGGUGAUGACCAUAACGGCCGGCAUGACGGCCAAGCCACCGGCCGAGCCGGGUCGGGCGUCUCCGGUGGAGGUCAGCGACCUGUGGUCCGUCAUGAACGUCUACAACUGCAACUUCUGGUUCCUCGGGGUGGACCAGGCCACCGAGAUCACAGAGAGCUACCGGGAGUCUGACGGCAGCACCGAUGGGGAAACCUUCACCGCCCAGGUCAAGGUGGUGCAGGUGACGCUGGAGUCGGGUUUGGGCCAUCGGACGGUCCCGCUGCUGCUGGCUGAGACGUCCCUUAAUGGAGUGGCCAAGAACUGGUCGUCUCUGCUGCAGCUGCAGGCCGACUUGACGCUGGAGGUGAACUAUUUUAACGAGGUCCACGGUGUGUGGGAACCGCUGAUAGAGCGAGUGGACAGCGGCCGGCGCCGCUGGAACCUGGAGCUGGAGAUUAAGAAUAAUCCAGUCAUGGACAAGAGUCCCGUGCAUGGAGAUGACUUUGUGUUUCUUCCUGAACCUCAAACUGCCAUCAAUAUCUGCUCCAAAGAGACCCUGAACAUCACUGUCUCCAAGUCCAGCCUCAGCGUCUUCCAAAAGCUUGCAGAGGCAUUCAGUGAGGGAGCAGCCUCAGCCUUCGACCACACUCUGAAGGAGAAACCUCCCUUCACCCUGAGAAAUGCUCUGGGAAUUCCAAUUAUCGUGCAGCACAGUGCCAACCUGAGGCGGGUCGGAUCCGUGGCACCAGGAAAACUUCACGAGCUGUCGGUGGAUCAGAGCAUCGAAUUGAUGCACUCUGCUUUUGAAUCCACAAUCGGAGGGAAACUGUCAGCUCUGCAGCGUCAGGAGAGCGGCCUGUUUAACCUCACCAUCGUGCCUUCUGGGUACAGCGAGAUCUCCAACAUCUCUGUGGACAACGCUGGCAGACGUCUCUACAACGUUCGAGGUCCGAUGCUGAAGGAGGCGGUGUCGGUGCUGCUGCAGAUUGAUGCUGCUGAAGGCAACAAGAUCAUCACUGUACGCUCUCCCUUGCAGAUUAUAAACCACUUCACAGAACCCUUCACCAUCCUGAAAUACUGCCCAGCAUCCAGAACCCUUCAGAGCAUCGGCACAGCAGAGCCGGAACGGGAGUUUCAUGUUGAUCUGGAAGCAUACAGGUGCCAGCUGUUUGUACGUCCAGCGGGUCGCCUGGACGGGCUGUACGGUCCGUCUUCCAGCUGCGUGGCCUGGAAGGAGCAGGUCCACUGCAGCUCUGAGGUCCAGUCCGUGCUGCAGUGUCCUGCGUCGGACAGCAACCUGCUGCCGCUCAUGGUCAGCACGCUGGCCGUCCCUGACGAACUGCGGCACAUCAGCAGCCACGGCGAGGAGGACUGGGACCCCGCCUACGUCCUUCACCUGCAUCCAAUGGCAGCGCUGUGCAACCUGCUGCCGUACACCGUCAGCUACAUCAUGGAGAACUCAGCUGAAGUCUAUGAGAUUCAGGAGGGCAGCACCUCAGACCUGCUGAACGCCCGCUUGUCGGGUGAGAUCAUGUCUGUGGCGCUGAUCCAGUACCAGGGCCGGGGCUGGCACGGACACAUCCAGAUCAAACGGGAACUACCCGAGUUUUUCGCCGUGUGUCUGACCUGCGACACGGAUGCGGCGCUGACGGUGGACGUGAGCGUUCACGUGACAAAGACAGCGAGCCGCAUCCUGCUGUCGCUCUUCAGUCCGUACUGGAUCAUCAACAAGACGAGCCGGGUGCUUCAGUACAGCUCAGAGGACGCCGUCUUCAAGCAUCCGGCCGAGUACCGAGACGUUGUCCUCUUCUCCUUCAAGAAAUCAAAUCUGUUCACCAAAAGCAAGCUGCAGCUCUGCAUCUCUACCAGCUCCUUUUCUGACGGCUUCUCCCUGGACACAGUGGGAAGCUACGGUUGCGUCCGCUGUCCCUCCACCAACAUGGACUUUUUGGUGGGCGUCAGCAUCCAGAUGAGCAGCUUCAACCUGACCAGAAUCGUCACCUUCAGUCCGUUCUACACGUUGGUCAACAAGUCUUCAUACGAACUGGAGGUGGGAGAACUCCUCAGCCAGACGGCCACUAGGUGGCACUACGUCCCAUCCACCGAGUGCCUCCCUCUGUGGCCGGAGAAUGCCUCCAAGAAGCUUUGUGUCCGAGUGGUGGGAUCACUGUCCCACUCCAAGUUCUUCUUCUUCAGUCAGCAAGACAACGGCACCCUGCUGAGCAUGGACGUGUGUGGAGGGAUCAUGGUGGAUAUCAACGUCUCCAAUCACGCCACCAUCAUCAGCUUCAGUGAAUAUUAUGACGGAGCCGCCCCCGCCCUGCUGAUUAACCACACGCCCUGGGCCACCAUCAGCUACAGGCAGAGUGGUUCAGAGGUGACCCACAAGCUGGAACCCUGCCAGGCCCGACGCUUUUCUUGGGAUGACCCAGCAGGAACCCGCAAGCUCUGCUGGAACUGCAAGGAGCAUUCAGGGGAGCUGGACCUGCUGCAGGAUGCCGUGAGUCAGUUUACCUAUGACGGCCAGGCUCAGGUCCACUGGGUGUCCUUCCUGGAUGGACGGCGGGUGCUGCUUUUCACCGAGGACACCGGCGUGGUGACCAAGGCUCGGCAGUCGGAGGAGCUCGAACAAUUUCAGCAGGAACUGAAAGUGUCUCUGCAGAACCUCGGCCUGUCGCUCAUCAACAACGGCGACCGGCAGGAGAUCGCUUACAUCGGCAUCACCAGCUCUGGCGUGGUUUGGGAGUUUAAGCCAAAGAAUCGCUGGAAGUCCUUCAGUCAGAAGAACAUCAACCUGCUGGAGAAGGUUUACCAGAAUCAGCUGAGUGGCAAGACGGAGGGAGGCUGGGUCAGACUGGACAGCAACCUGGAGGUGAACCUCAGCCCAGCUGUCAUGAUGAUGCGGCAACCCCAUGCCUGUCCUGUGAGGAGGAACUUCCUGUCUGGGAUCCAGGUGGAGUUCAAGAGGUCACUGCACCAGCGCAGCCUGAGAGCCCAACUGCACUGGUUGCAGGUGGACAACCAGUUGCCAGGUGCAGUUUUCCCCAUCAUCUUCCAUCCAGUCCCUCCACCAAAGUCCAUUGCUCUGGACUCAGAGCCAAGACCCUUCAUCGAUGUGUCUGUCAUCACAAGGUUCAACCAGCACAGCAACGUCACCCAGAUUAAGUACUUCAUGGCUCUAGUUCAGGAGAUGGCGUUGAAGAUCGAUCAAGGUUUCCUUGAUGCUGUUGCAGCUCUGUAGCCAGCUGCUAACCUGCAGAACGAUGGAAAGAAGGUGAAGAGAAUCUGACUCAUCGAAGGAGAUUUGAAGCGUCUUCAAGCCGAGCCGACUGACGCCUCUCUGUCCGACGUGUCGGGACUCAGCUUCUUUGAGCAUUUUCACAUCUCACCUGUCAAGCUCCACCUCAGUCUGUCUCUGGGCUCCAGCGACAGUGACUCUGCCCAGAACAACCCCAUUACGCAGUCCCUGAACCUGGUGCUGAAGAGCAUCGGUGCUACUCUGACCAACGUUGAUGAUAUCAUCUUCAAACUGGCCUUUUUUGAAGUGAGGUACCAGUUCUACAGCAAAGAGAAGCUGAUGUGGGCUGUGGGCCGACACUACUCUGAAGAGUUCCUUAAGCAGAUGUAUGUUCUGGUUCUCGGCCUGGAUGUGCUGGGUAAUCCGUUUGGAAUGAUCCGAGGCCUUUCUGAAGGCGUGGAGGCCUUCUUUUAUGAACCAUUCCAGGGAGCCGUUCAGGGUCCAGAGGAGUUUGCUGAAGGUUUAGCGAUCGGGGUCCGCAGCCUUUUUGGUUCAACUGUUGGUGGCGCUGCAGGAAUGUUCUCCAAGAUCACAGGCUCCAUGGGUAAAGGCCUGGCUGCCAUGACCAUGGACAAGGAGUUCCAGCAGGAACGCAGAGAGGACAUGAACCGGCCGACGAAGGACUUCAAAGACAGUCUCGCCAAAGGAGGAAAAGGACUGCUGAAGGGCGUUGUUGGUGGGGUUACUGGCAUUGUGACCAAACCAGUGGAAGGAGCCAGGAAGGAGGGCGCGGCCGGCUUCUUUAAGGGCAUCGGGAAGGGCCUGGUGGGUGUGGUGGCGCGGCCCACCGGCGGAUUCGUGGACAUGGCCAGCAGCACCUUCCAGGGGAUCCAGAGAGCGGCCGAGGCAACAGAGGAGGUGACCAAACUCCGGCCGGUCCGUCUGAUCCGGGAGGACGGGAUCAUCCGACCUUAUGACCUCACUGAGUCGCAGGGUUUCCAUCUCUACCAGAGGAUCAAACAUCUGGACGGUGAAGUGUUCAGAAGCUGCAGUCCGACCCCAGGCCACAGGAAGUCCAACAUCAUCGUCACCAACAGACGCGUGUUCUGUGUGAAGGAGAUGGAUCUGCUGGGUCACCUGACUACUGACUGGGAAUGCUUGUUUGAGAACUUCUACCGUCCUCCGGCGGUGUCCGGAUCAGAGCUCAAGAUUUAUUGCAAGGAGAUCCAUAAACUGAAGCUUCCUAAAAAUCAGGAGCCUGUCAGAACCAUCCAAUUCAAAGACCCAAAAUCUGCCAAGGAGCUGCAUGAAGCCAUCUGGGAAGCUCAGGACGCCCAGAGGCAGCACCACAUGGUCAGGCAAAGGUCCCAGCGCUUCCUGAGACUCAGCAAGAAGCAGUGAUGUCACUUCCUGUCUGUGGCUGUCCUGCAGAAUAUGUUACUGAAAUCAUUGCAAACUCACAAGUUGUUUCAGAAUAAAAUCAGGAAAUGUUGGCUGUUUUUUUCUGUUGCUGAAAAAUGAAAUUGUUCCAUAUAUUCUUGUUAACUAUAUAGAACAAUUAUGUUGAAACCUGAAGGAAAUGAUAAUGUAAAUGUUUGUCAGUCAUUUGGGUGGAAUAUAUUUUAUUUGUAGUUUGUGGGUUAUUUCCCUGCUCUGUUCCUGCAGGUUUCAGUUCUUUAUGCCUUGAAAUGAAUCCUUCAAAAUGCUUUGCACUAAGAUUUUUGCAUCACCACUGCAAUAACUGAUGCUUACUUUAUCAUUUUUAUUGAAAAAAACAAAAAUAUGAAACUUUUCUCCAAAAUUUUAAAAAGAAAUGAAGAAACUUGAAAAUGAUUUAUUGA